Molecule: messenger RNA, 1083 nt
Organism: Sporothrix brasiliensis 5110
Lineage: Eukaryota; Fungi; Ascomycota; Sordariomycetes; Ophiostomatales; Ophiostomataceae
Exons: 1
Coding region: 1-1083 (360 amino acids)
Source: RefSeq, a predicted model, not a curated record
AUGGCGAAGAAAAAUAAAAAGUCUACGCCGUACGAUGCCGACUUCGAGCAACACUUGAAAGAUCACGACGCACAAGCCGUAUACGAGUCGCAAAAGCCAACCAACUGGGCUGAGAUCGGAGCCGCGUUGAAUCAACGGCGGCCGUCUCUGACGUUGUCGCAGUUCUCUGAGGGUGCUUUCGAUGCGUUCCAAAAUAACAAUGCCCGCGCUACGAGCGAGUAUACCGUAAUGACCGAUGUUGUACCCGUUAUUUUAGGCGAAGGGGCUCUUAUCACGGGCCGUCCAGCAUCGGAACGUAACAUUCUCUUCAACAACGUCGCACCGCUCACAGACGGCACCAUCGCGCAACCGAAGCCCGACAUUUAUUAUGGAACCCGUCCUGAAGAACUAUCCCGCCCAGUACGUGAGGCGCUCGGCCGUUAUAUUAUGCCAUCGACCGUACAAAACAAGCCAUUGGCACCAAAUUUCUUUAUUGAGGCAAAAGGUCCCGAUGGAACUCUGGCCGUGCUUGACCGGCAAGUUCGUUACGACGGGGCAAUUGGAUCCCGCGCUAUGCACAGUCUACAGAACUACGGGGAAGACGAACGCACGUUCGAUGGUCAAGCUUAUUCGUUUAGCUCGACCUACCACGGCGGAACGCUGAAAAUAUUUGCUCACCACGCUACGUCGUCGACAAGUGAAGGACGACCCGCGUACCAUAUAACAAAAAUGCACGGGUUUGACAUGACGAACACGCGCGAAACGUUUGUCCAAGGGGCCACCGCAUUGAGGAAUGCCAGAGACUUGGCCAAAACGUACCGCGAUGGCUUCAUUCACACAGCAAACGAGAGGGCGGUUUCCCAGCCCUCCGGAAUUCUUGAAGCCAUUGAAGAAGGUGAUGAGCAAGACGACGGAGACAGAGAAGAGGCGGACAAAACAAGAAAGCCGACAACAGCUCUGGCAGACGAGGCUCCGGUUGCUUCGACCACAAGCAGCGUCGCGAAGAAGGAAACGAAGCGAAAGCACCCAGCAGCGCCGCCGGAGGUGUCGGUCCCUCUAACGCGAGCUGCAAAGAGACGUCUAUGCUUUUCCGGCAAAGUGUGA